Molecule: messenger RNA, 1026 nt
Organism: Fusarium venenatum
Lineage: Eukaryota; Fungi; Ascomycota; Sordariomycetes; Hypocreales; Nectriaceae
Product: S-adenosyl-L-methionine-dependent methyltransferase
Source: RefSeq, a predicted model, not a curated record
AUGGCCGAGGAAACUACACCAGCAAAGACGGCUUCACCACAGUCGUCGCCGAAUGAACAAGCACUGCCACCUGAGCCCGCGGGUCAGCUUGACGCAGAUGACAACGUCACUGACGAUGAUUCAGCGCUCGGUUAUACCGACGAGGAAAGCUCAACUGCUUCACUCAGCUCUACCAUUUACAAGUUUAGAGAAGAGAAUGGACGAACGUAUCAUGCUCAUAAAGAUGGCGCGUACAUCGGCCCGAACGAUGAUCUGGAACAAGACCGAUUGGACUUCCAGCACAGCCUCUGUCUUUUGACCUUUGACAACCAGCUUCAUCUUGCUCCCAUAUACAAAGAGGGAUGUAUACCUGUGCGUCGUGUUCUCGAUGUUGGCACGGGAACAGGAAUCUGGGCAAUGGACUUUGCCGAUGAACACCCCAUGACGGUUGUGACCGGAGUAGAUUUGAGCCCAAUCCAGCCAUCUCUGGUGCCCCCAAACGUUCAGUUCCAGGUGGAUGAUAUGGAGGAUGAAUGGACUUUUUCCGAGCCAUUUGACUAUAUCUAUUGCCGUUUCAUGACUGUCUCGUUCGCUAAUUGGCCAAGAUUCUUUGAUCAAAGCUUCAAAAACUUAACACCUGGUGGCUGGAUUGAGGUUGUAGAUAUUCUACCUCCUACAUCUGACGAUGGUACCAUGUCUCCAGACACGGCGCUCCAUAAAUGGUCGAAUCUUUUACUGGAGAGCACAGAAAAGAUUGGCCGACCAUUUGGUGGAACAGCCUUUUAUAAAUCUCAGAUGGAAGAGGUUGGCUUUAAGAACGUCACACUACGAGUUUACAAAUGGCCUCAAAACCGUUGGCCAAAAGACAAAAAGUACAAAGAGCUAGGAUCAUGGACACUCGAGAACAUUUCAAGCGGCCUCGAAGCGAUCAGUAACGCUCUAUUCACUAGAGUUUUGGGGUGGUCGAAGCCCGAGUUGGAUGUGUUCCUCACUGACGUGCGUAAAGACAUUAAAAAUACAUCAAUCCACGCCUACUGGCCUGUGUAA